This is a messenger RNA of Daucus carota subsp. sativus, 4483 nucleotides long. RefSeq names its product CHD3-type chromatin-remodeling factor PICKLE. Bases 189 to 4034 code for a protein of 1281 amino acids. Gene Ontology annotation, biological process: chromatin remodeling. The transcript has 31 exons. The record is from RefSeq and is a predicted model, not a curated record. Gene Ontology annotation, molecular function: DNA binding; ATP hydrolysis activity; chromatin binding. Gene Ontology annotation, cellular component: chromatin; nucleus. Lineage: Eukaryota; Viridiplantae; Streptophyta; Magnoliopsida; Apiales; Apiaceae.
AUAUAUCGAAUAAAAAGGGACCGAAAAUAAAAUUGUAGCAUUGCAUUUUUGCAUUUCGUCUGGAAAAAAAGGGUUUUUUUUCCUUCCGUGUGAAUCGCCGGCACCGACUCUAAUUUCAGAUUAACUCGAAUCUACUCAGUCUUCUCCUCAGUACAUCAACAAGGCAUAGGUCUUUUCAAUCCGAGAGCAUGAGUAGUUUAGUUGAGAGGCUCCGUGUUAGAUCAGAUCGGAAACCUAUUUACAGCCUAGAUGACUCGGAAGAUGAAUCUGAUUUAAUGCAUGGAAAAUCGAAGAAUGCACAGACAUUUGAAAAGAUAGAAAGAACUGAUGCGAAAGUUGAUUUAUGCCAAGCUUGUGAUGGCGAAGGAGGACUUUUGUCCUGCGAAAGUUGUACUUAUGCUUACCAUCCUAGAUGUUUGCUUCCUCCUUUAAAAGCUCCUUUUCCUAGCAGUUGGAGGUGUCCUGAGUGUGUAAGCCCUUUGAAUGAUAUUGAGAAGAUAUUGGACUGUGAGACACGUCCAACUGCUGCUGCUGAUAGCGAUGCCUCUAAGCUGGGUUCGAAAGAAGUAUAUGUGAAGCAGUAUCUUGUGAAGUGGAAAGGAUCAUCUUACCUUCACUGCACAUGGGUGGCUGAGGAAGAUUUUGUAAAAGCUUUCAAGACACAUCCUCGUUUAAGAACCCGACUCAACAACUUCCAGCGUCAAAUGUCAGCAACUAAUUCCGAUGACGAGUUUGUGGCUAUUAGACCGGAUUGGACUACUGUUGAUCGAAUUAUUGCCUCCAGAGGCACUGAUGAUGAGAAGGAAUACCUAGUGAAAUGGAAGGAACUAUCUUAUGAUGAAUGCUCAUGGGAAUUUGAGUCAGAUAUUUCCUCAUUCCAGGCAGAAAUUGAAAAAUAUAAGAAGAUAAGGUCUAGAUAUGGGAAAGAAGCUUUCAGAAAGCAGAAGAUAAGUCGUGAUGCAGCAGAACUGAAAGCAAAGCAGAAAGAGUUUCAACAGUAUGAAAAGAGUCCUGAAUUUCUUACUGGAGGCUCUUUGCACCCAUAUCAGCUUGAAGGAUUGAACUUCUUACGAUUCUCGUACUACAAACAAACACAUGUGAUCUUAGCAGAUGAAAUGGGACUCGGGAAAACGAUACAAAGUAUUGCAUUUUUAGCUUCUCUUUUUGAGGAAAAUAUAUCUCCGCAUAUAGUAGUGGCACCCCUAUCUACACUACGGAACUGGGAACGUGAAUUUGCUACAUGGGCUCCCCAAAUGAAUGUUGUUAUGUAUGUUGGCUCUUCACAAGCUCGUCAAGUUAUUCGGGAAUAUGAGUUUUACUUUCCCAAAAAACUUAUAAAGAGCAAGAAAAAGAAGUCAAAUCAAACCUCAGCUGAAAGUAAGCAAGCAAGGAUCAAAUUUGAUGUACUUUUGACAUCAUACGAAAUGAUCAACCUAGAUAGUGCAUCACUGAAACCAAUAAAAUGGGAGUGCAUGAUCGUUGAUGAAGGUCACCGCCUUAAGAACAAGGACUCAAAGUUGUUUCUUUCAUUGAAACAGUACUCUACAAGACAUCGCUCUCUUUUGACAGGAACUCCCCUUCAGAACAAUUUGGAUGAACUUUUUAUGCUUAUGCAUUUCCUUGAUGCUGGAAAGUUUGGAAGUCUUGAGGAGUUCCAAGAGGAGUUUAAGGAUAUCAAUCAAGAAGAGCAGAUAUCAAGGCUGCACAAGAUGUUGGCACCCCAUCUACUUAGAAGAGUGAAGAAAGAUGUUAUGAAGGAGCUACCACCUAAAAGAGAGCUCAUUCUUCGUGUUGAUUUGAGUAGCAAACAGAAGGAGUAUUACAAGGCAAUUUUGACCCGGAACUAUCAGCUACUGACUCGUCGAGGUGGGGCCCAGAUUUCUCUGAAUAAUGUGGUAAUGGAAUUGCGGAAGCUUUGUUGUCAUGCAUUCAUGUUAGAAGGAGUUGAACCACAGGAUACUACCGAAUUUAACAAACAGCUUCUUGAAUGCUCUGGGAAAUUACAUCUAUUGGACAAAAUGAUGGUGAAGUUAAAAGAACAAGGACAUAGAGUUUUAAUCUAUACACAGUUUCAGCAUAUGCUAGAUUUACUUGAAGACUAUUGUAACUCUAAGAAAUGGCUAUAUGAAAGAAUUGAUGGAACUGUUGCUGGAGCUGAGAGGCAAAUUCGGAUCGAUAGGUUUAAUGCAAAAACUUCCUCUAGAUUUUGUUUUCUGCUAUCUACUAGAGCUGGGGGUUUGGGAAUAAAUCUUGCAACAGCUGAUACGGUCAUCAUAUAUGACAGUGACUGGAAUCCUCAUGCUGAUCUACAAGCAAUGGCUAGAGCUCAUAGACUUGGUCAGACAAACAAGGUGAUGAUUUUCAGGCUCAUUACUAGAGGAACUAUUGAAGAAAGAAUGAUGCAGAUGACCAAGAAAAAAAUGGUUUUAGAGCAUCUAGUUGUUGGCAAGCUCAAGACACAAAACAUCAACCAGGAAGAACUGGAUGACAUAAUAAGGUAUGGGUCAAAGGAACUGUUUGCUGAUGAGAAUGACGAACAUGGAAAAUCCCGACAAAUUCAUUAUGAUGAUGCUGCAAUUGAUAGAUUACUUGAUCGUGAUCAAGUUGUUGAUGAGGAGGCCACCUUGGAUGAAGAAGAAGAGGAUGGAUUUUUGAAGGCCUUUAAGGUAGCAAAUUUUGAGUACAUUGAUGAGACAGAAGCUAAAGCGAAAGAGGAAGCUCAAAUUCCUGAAAUAGAAAAUAAAACCACUGUAAUCAGUUCUGAAAGAGCAAAUUACUGGGAGGAGUUGUUGAAAGAUAGAUUUGAAGAGCACAAAGUUGAGGAGUUUAACGCCAUGGGAAAAGGAAAGAGAAGCCGCAAGCAGAUGGUCUCUGUUGAUGAUGAUGACCUUGCUGGACUGGAAGAUGUAAGCUCCGAUGGCGAAGAUGAUAACUACGAAGUCGAACAGACCGAUGAUGGAACUGAUGGUGAAGUGGUAGUUGAAGCUGAAGCUGCACCUGUUAGAAAGCCUUACAAAAAGAAAGCCCGGGUGGCACCUCGUCCCCUUAUGGAAGGAGAAGGAAAAACUUUUAGAGUUCUUGGAUUUAGUCAAAAUCAAAGGGCUGCAUUUGUCCAAAUUCUUAUGAGAUUUGGAGUGGGGGAAUUCGACUGGGCAGAGUUUACACAACGACUGAAGCAGAAGACUUAUGAAGAAAUUGAUGCUUAUGCGAAACUUUUCUUAGCCCACAUUGCAGAGGAUAUUACUGACUCACCUACAUUUUCUGAUGGUGUUCCAAAAGAAGGAUUAAGGAUACAAGAUGUCCUUGUAAGGAUUGCGGUCUUACUCCUCAUAAGAGAUAAAAUAAAGAGCGCAUCACAAGUUCCUGGUAGUCCACUAUUUACUGAAGAUAUUGUACAGCGGUUGCCAGGAUUGAGGUGUGGAAGAUUAUGGAAGGAGGAGCAUGACUUGUUACUUCUUCGUGCAGUACAAAAGCAUGGCUAUGGGAAAUGGCAAGCUAUCGUUGACGACAAGGAAUGGAGAGUCCAGGAGCUGAUCUGUCAGGAAAUAAAUCUGCCCUUUAUAAACCUUCCAAUCUCAGGAUCUCAACCAAACGUUUCUGGAGCUAGUGGUUCUCUUGAACAAGCUGCUGGUGCUGGAGGUUUGCAAGCACAGGGUGUAAAUAUUUCUAGCACUGAAACAACGGCUUAUAAUUUGAAGACAGCGGUUGGUGGAAAUGGUUCAGGAACUGAUGCUGCCCAGGGAACCCCUGAUGGCAUCAGCGUAGCACAAAUUUAUCAGGACCCUUCUACUGUUCUGUCUAAUUUUAGAGAGAUGCAGAGAAGACAGGUUGAGUUUGUCAAGAAACGGGUGCUUCUUUUAGAGAAAGCACUCAAUGCAGAAUAUCAGAAAGAAGUUUUUGGGGACGACAAAUCAAAUGAGAUUUCAGCUGUGCACAUGGGGUCUGAGUCGAAGGCAGUCGAGGUAGCAGAUCCAAAUGGCAAAGAGAAUAAAUCCGAGUUGUCUGAUUGUUUGCCCAAGUCGAAUGUAAUCUAAAAAUGCACAGAGAAGGGAGAAAAUGCGGCAAGGAGCAGUAGGGGGGAAGAGGAAGGAACAGUUUAAAAUGAACUGUUGCUGCUAUUUGUUGUUUCUACACUUCAUGUACAAGUCUCUGCCAAAUUUGAUAGAAAACUUUGACAGUCUUCUUAUGUGUCAAAAGGUAUAUUGGCUGUUGUAAAGUUAGGAGGUGGGUGAAUUUGUUACUUUAAAUAGAGGGAUUUUAAUUGGUUACUUCAUUCAAAUAGGGGGGGAUUUCGGUUGAAAUGAUGUUAGCUGGUUCGUCAGAAUUUAGAUAAGCCCUAUGCUCUUGACUAGGUCUUGACUAAUUCCUUUAACUGUUGUAAUAGUGGGAUUUUAUUACUCUUUACGAGCGGAUGUGGUGGAUACUGUAAUGCAUGUACCUCUUAGCUAUUAUAUUAAGAGUAAAUAGGACGUUGCAUCCCUUA